Mycena citricolor is the source of this 959-nucleotide messenger RNA. The record is from the annotation of a GenBank genome assembly. NCBI's taxonomy places the organism in Eukaryota, Fungi, Basidiomycota, Agaricomycetes, Agaricales, Mycenaceae.
AUGCUCGGCGUGCCUUAUUUGGCAUUCCACAAUCUCUCAAUCUUGAUCUCUUCCAUCAUGGGCUUCACCUACGUUAUCGAACACAUGGAGGACGACGACGACACGGUCAGGGCUAUCCCUCCUUGGGUAGAACUCGAGUACACCGUCGGUCCUCAUUCUCCAUCCAUCUAUCACACCUCUGAUCCAGCCGAACAGCACAUGCGCACACUCGCGGGUCCUUCUUCUGCCGUUCACUUCACUCACCUCACUUCUGCAUCGCGCGAAUCAUUGUCUGCAGUGUUUGCCCCGGCGGGCGGACUAGCAAGUGCAGCAUGCCAUCAAGAGGGCGUCCUCGAUCUCAUGGCACGGUUACUUGGACCCGACGCCAAGUCUAAAAUAUGUCUGCUUGAUCCCAAAGCAGAAAAUGUUCUGGCCCCAGAGGAUGGGGAUGGGCGCUUUGAGUGGUUCCUGUUCGGGGGCAUCCUGGGCGACGAUCCUCCUCGAGAUCGGACUUCUGAACUGCGUGUACUGGGCUUCCCCACGCGUCACUUGGGCCCGGUACAGAUGACUACGGAUACCGCACUCGGUGUGACCAAGCUCGUGGUGCAAGACAAAAUCCCACUCGACAAAAUUCCAUACAUCGAUCUCCCGACUAUCACAUUCAACGCCAAGGAAAGCGUAGAGAUGCCGUUCAGAUAUGUAGCCGAGGGUUCCGAACCGAAGUUACCACCCGGAAUGAGAGAGCUGUUGCAUGAAGAUUUGAAUAAAAGUUUUGAUUUUUAACGUGAUGUCAUUCAAGAUUCGAUUGAAACUGUCCCGCUUGACCACCAUCGUGUCACCCACCCAGGGCUGACCCUAGCUCGUCAUUGGAGUGCCGUUAGUAAUUUGGAGACCUGCAGCCAGAAUAUUGCGACUCCGAUUUGGAGUGCAAAGUUCCGCUCGUGGGAAUCAUUACGUUAUCAAAAUGUGCUGGAGCCGAG